Staurois parvus is the source of this 353-nucleotide messenger RNA. NCBI's taxonomy places the organism in Eukaryota, Metazoa, Chordata, Amphibia, Anura, Ranidae. The record is from the annotation of a GenBank genome assembly.
ACUGCGCAUGCAUGGCUCCGGUGCUCAUCCAUGCCACCUUCCAGUGCCACAUCAGUGCCACAUUUCAGUGCCUACCAGUGCACAUCAAUGCCACAUAUCAGUGCCCAUCUGAGCUGCCUUUUAGUGUCACCCAUCAGUGCCAUCAGUGCCGCCUAUCAGUGCCAAUCAGUGCCGCCUAUCAGUACCGCCAAUCAGUGCCAUAUAUGAGUGCUGCCUUUCAGUGCCCAUCAGUGAUGCCUGUCAAUGCCCAUCAGUGCCACCUACCAGUGCCUCCUCCUCAGUGCCACCUAUCAGUGUCCAUCAAUGCAGCCUAUCAGUUCCCAUCACUGCAGCCUCAUUACGCACAUCAGUGA